CUAUAAUACAACUUGAAGCUUGCAUUUUUUCUUCAGUUCUUUCAGCUCGAGGGAGUUAGCCAAUAGAUAUCUAGGGGAAGAAUGUUCCAGGUGGAAGGAACAACCAGUGCAACAAUCACAAGGUGGCAGCAUGUCUUGUGGGUUUGAAGAUCAUAAAGGAAGCCAGCACACUAGGAAAUGAAGGAACCUGGGGGAGAAUGGGAGGAGAUGAAGUCAGAGAGACAAUGGGGACCUGAUCAUGUAGGGUCUUAUAGGUCAUGGUAAAGAUAUUGGCUUUCACUCUGAUAUAAUGAGAAGCAACUGUAGGGCUUAGAGGGAGCACUCUUGCUACUUUCAGGACAAUAGACUUAGGGUGUGAUAUGUAUUAUUGAACAAUUAUGGAGACCAGUUAGGAAGCAAGUAAAAGAUGAUUGUGGUUCCUGUAGAGGUGGCGAGAAGUAGAUUCUGGUUACAUGGUGAAUGUAAAGACAAAAGGAUUUCUUAAUGGAUAAGGUAUAUUAGAUUUGAGAGAAAGAAGAAUGUAGGAUGACUCCAACGUUUUUAGGCUGAGAAAAUAGGAGAUCAUAAUUUCCAUCAAUGGAGAUAGAAGGCUUGCAAAAAGAUAUAUUUUUUUCUGAGGAAAGAGGAGAAGUUGAGUUUUGGACAUGUUGAGGUAGACAGAGCAGGUAUUCAUUCAUUCCUUUUUUCCACAAACAUUUCCUGAAUGUAUACUAUGUUAGAAAUACGGAACUAGUCAAUACUAUACAACCGAAGUCAGGAGCCUUACCUUCAAGCAACUCCCAGCCUAGUGGAGAGAAUAGAAAUGUACAUAAAUAAUUACAGAACAAUGUCAUAAGCAUCAUGAUGACACUGUGUGCCAGAUGCAAUGGAAACACAGAAGCUACAGACAUGCUGAGAAACUGAGGUCCUGAAAUGUUAUUUGAUUGAUCUAAGUUCAGUUAGUAUAUAGAACAGCUGGGAUCUGAGUACUGUUCCUCUGACUCCCUAGACUUGGAAACUUUCUUAUAUCAUGCAAUUUGUGUUCUUGCAGAGUCAAUCACUUCCUUGGUGCUUGAGGCAGAGGUUCCAUGGGCACCAAGAACAACGUGACUGAGUUUGUUUUACUUGGCCUUUUCCAGAGCAGGGAGAUGCAGCAUGCCUGCUUCAUCAUCUUCUCCCUCUUUCAUGUGCUCACCAUCCUGGGGAACCUUCUGGUCAUUGUAACCAUCAAUGCCAGCAAGACCCUGAAUGCUCCCAUGUAUUUCUUCCUCAGCCACCUGUCUUUUGUUGACAUGUGCUACCCAUCUUCUACUAUACCCAAGAUGAUUGCAGGCACUUUCAUGGAGCACAAGAUCAUCUCCUUCAAUGGCUGCAUGACCCAGCUCUUUUCUGCCCACUUCUUUGGUUGCACUGAGAUCUUCCUUCUCAUAGCCAUGGCCUAUGACCGCUAUGUGGCCAUCUGUAGGCCCCUACACUAUGCAAUCGUCAUGAAUCGGCAGAAGUGUAGUCUAUUGGUGGGAGCCUCUUGGGGGGUUAGUUUCUUGCAUUCCAUCCUGCAGACCCUCCUCACCGUCCAGCUGCCCUUUUGUGGGCCCAAUGAAAUUGACCACUUCCUCUGUGAUGUUAAUCCCCUGCUGAAGCUUGCCUGUGCAGACACUUAUAUGGUGGGGCUCAUUGUGGUGGCCAACAGUGGCUUGAUCUCUUUAGUCAGCUUCCUCAUUCUCAUCAUUUCCUAUGUGGUCAUCUUACUGAACCUGAGAAGCCGGUCAUCCAAGAGCAGACACAAGGCUCUGUCUACAUGUGGCUCAUACAUCAUCACUGUCCUUUUGGUUCUUGUGCCCCCCAUGAUUGUGUACAUUCGUCCUUCCACCACCCUGGCUGCUGACAAAUUUAUCAUCCUUUUCAACAUUGCAAUACCACCCAUGUUGAACCCUGUUAUUUACACGCUGAGAAAUAAUGAGGUAAAAAAUGCCAUGAAGAAACUGUUUAGGGUCAAAGAAUACUCAGGGAAGUAGUGAGAGUCCAGGGAAUCUCCAUCCAUCCUGGAAACUGUAAGACUUCCCAUUCUGUUGCAUCUAAUAUAGGCUUCAUAUCUCCAGUUUUAUGCAUGCAAUGAAAAUUGUCCUUCUAACUCUUUUCAUAGUAAAAACAGUCCCACUUAUUCAUCCAGUUCUUCAGUCAUCAAAUAUUUAUUGAGUGGCAAUGAGUGAGGCACUAGGGAUACAAGUAGAAGUAAGA
Loxodonta africana (African savanna elephant) is the source of this 2217-nucleotide messenger RNA. Its product is annotated as olfactory receptor 4S1-like. The record is from RefSeq and is a predicted model, not a curated record. Gene Ontology annotation, molecular function: G protein-coupled receptor activity; olfactory receptor activity. Gene Ontology annotation, cellular component: plasma membrane. The transcript has a single exon. The coding region runs from base 1068 to 1994 and encodes 308 amino acids. NCBI's taxonomy places the organism in Eukaryota, Metazoa, Chordata, Mammalia, Proboscidea, Elephantidae. Gene Ontology annotation, biological process: G protein-coupled receptor signaling pathway.